UUAAAUUUUGCAACUAAAAGGUCGAAACUAAAUCUCGAGCCACCAUCUGCAGAUGCAAGGUGCAUCGCCCAUUUGAGAUAUCAAAGAGUCUAGAAGGAUGAAUGGAUUUGACAUUUUGAAAGAGGGGACCACCUCGCACGUGUAAUGUGUAGGUGAUGAAUCCAGAGGUUUCUUUGAGCGUGCGGGGUGAAAGGUCUGGAAGGCGGGGGAAGGAGGAGAGGAAGUGCCACUCUCUUUCUCUUCCCCUAACAGAGGAUCGUUGGUCACAGCAGAUAAUAAAGCAAUCAAUUGUCCAGUGGGUAUUUGCGGAUUGUGUGUCUACACACCGUUAAUUUUCCUAUUUGGAUCGUGGGUUAAGCUCGGCAGGUCCCAAAACGCAAUCACGUAAGGAAUCUCUCUCUCUCUCUCUCUAUCUAUCUAUCUGUUUGAAAAUUGCGAUGCAUUCAUUUGGUACAAUUCGUGAGUUUAAGAUUCUUAUUUAAGUUCUUAUUUCAUUUUUUUUUUCUUUUGAAAUUUUAGCACAGUAACAGAACUAUAUAAGGGAGUAAGAAUUGUGAGUUCUUUUGAUUUGGAGAUCUUGUUGAAUAUCCUUUCCUUUGUUUUGCUUUUACCAUUUUCCUUAUAAUCUGAUGAAAAAAAUGGAUUGCAUUCUUCUUUAGGAGCUUUUUCAUUUAGGCUAUGGACUUAUAUUUUUGGUUGGCUGGUUACAGAUUUCUUUGUUCUUUGUACAAUUGCUUCCCUUCCAUUUUUCAUUUCUUCCAAUAAAAUAUGUCUCAUCCUGCAGAUUUUGAAGGGAGAUUUUGGUUUCUUCAUUUUGAUCGAUCUCUCGUUGCUCCUCAAGGCGAAAAAUUUGUGGACUUCAUUAUAGUAGAGGAGCAAUUCAAAUCAAAUAUAAGCUUCAUAGAUAGAUUUUAAGAAAAAUGGUGCCUACUUAUGGACAUCCAUCUCCAUAUCUUCAUCAUCCUCCCCAGUACUAUGCAUUUCCUUAUCAACAUUGGAAUCCUCAAUGUCAGGGAGCUCCACACUAUAUAAAGGAAUUUGGACCUCAAAGUUAUGGAAGUGGCUUUUUUUGUCCACCAGAAUAUCAGCAUUGCUUUGGUUGCUACCCCCAUGGCUACUAUCCUUCUGGGCAACACUAUUAUUGCAGACAUUCACCUCCACCAUCACUUUGGGAUCAUCACUCCCAUCCUAAUGGGCAUCCAGUGUAUUUUGUGCCUCCUUCCCAUUAUAGUGGUCAUCUUGACCGCUACAAGGAUGACAAGGAUGCGGCCAAAGCCCACUUCUGUGGAUGUCCUAGCCAUAUCUGUAGCAGUCGCAGCGAUGGUGGUGACCGAAAGAUGAGUGAAACUGGAGGGCGUAGUAAGAAUUCGGAGAGGGUUAAUCAGAAUACUAAAAUAGACGCUGAGCACGGGCAGGAUCUUUUUUAUCGCAAGAAGUCACAGAGUUCCCCAUAUUCUCCAAUCUUCUGGAUACCGCCUGGUUGGGUGAAUGGCAGAGAGGGAAAUAAGCCAUCUGAAUCAGGCGGAGUGGUUCAAAAUAACUGGCUCCCUGUGGAUUCAAGUGAGACAAAAUUUCCCAAUGGAAGUGGGGAAGACGAGAGUCGUUUACCUUUUCCGAUUAUUUGGAUGCCAAAUUAUGAUAGACAACAAGAGGCUGGAAAGAAAAAGCAGGAGUCUGAUACUGACACUGAAGUUGCAGAGCAGCCUAUCCAACUGAAGAUCGUUCCUGUGAUGGAGCAGGAGGAUGAAGCAUGUGGGAAGGAUAAUAUGCCAAGUAAGGACGAGAAGAAGGGCACCAAGUGUAUUAAUAACUAUCACUCAGAAAAAGUUAUUGAACCUAGUUGCAGGCUCAAGCUUGCUCCUGUUGUGGAGGGAGAGGAUGAAGGAAGUGCAAUGAGUAAUUUGAAGUCUAGACCAGAAGCUACUGAAGAUGCAGGUGAUCUUUCAGUUUCUGGGAAAGAAUCUACGAUAAGGAACAUUCCUGUCAAGCAGGUGGAGGAAACUAAGGAGAAAAAAGCUUUGGAGAGCGUCAUGAAUAAGCCAUCAUCUCCAGGAAGAGCCUCUAAACUCCCUCCUGUUUGUUUGCAGGUUGAUCCUUUACCUAGGAAGAGAACUGCCAAUGGUAAAUCAAGGUCUCCAAGUCCCCCUGGUGUAAAGGAUAAGCUCCCACCUCAUAAUGACCAUUCAAGCAUGAAGAUGGAGCAACCAUGUUCUGCAUCAGCUGUGAAACAAGUGAAAAUCACCAACUUGGAAGAGAAAAAUGACCAAAAUGAAAGAGGGGAUGCUGAGGUUCAGAUUCAAGGGCCUGCUCUUACAGAAAAAAUUGUAGAACAGAAGGAAAGGGCAGACGCUACAGAACAAUCGAAAAGGGAUGUGGGUAGUGAUGCAAGUGCAAUUUUGAAGAUGAUAGCGGGUACUUCAGCUAAUAAAGGUGAAGAGAAGGACAUGGAUAAGAAGAGUAGGAAUCUAUUUUCUGAUGAGGAGGCAGCUGUUUUAAUUUAGUGUGUUUAUCGUGGUUUUGAGGUGAUGAAAUGGGAGCCUUUGAAGAAGCUGACGCGGAUAUCAAGAGUUCGAGAGCAGGCUGCUGAUAUCCAGCAGCGUAUCUGUGGCAUGGAGGCUUCACAUGAGCUUCAAAAGGAUCCAAAGCAGAGGAUGUUGAUUAGUGAGAGUAUAAUGACUCUACUUCUGCAACUAGAUACCAUCCAGGGAUUGCAUCCCAUUGUUAGAGAUGUAAGGAAAUCGGUAGCAAAGGAGCUAGUUUCUUUAUAGGAGAAACUUGACCUGUUAUCUGCACUGCCAAGUGAAGAACCGAAAGCAGUGUCGACUGCACAUUUGGAUUUUAUAAUUAGCAAUGUGGAAGAAGACCACUACAAGGGUUCUUCAGACAUGGAAGUCCCUGUAGAGGAUGAAAUGAUGAGAUUAAUAGUGAAUCCCUCUUGGAGAAGGUUGAUUGUGACUCAUACACAUGCUGAACAGACCACCAUGAAAUUUGAGAGAGAGAAUGAAUGGGAUGCACAACAAGCUCAACAACUUGCCAAUGUUAACAAAGAGGAGAAUGUGGAUGCACGAGCUCAACAAGUGGAAGAAAAUGGAAAUUUGUAUGUUUGUAUGAUAUCUUCGGCCGCUUUACAAGAUGAGACUUGUUCGAAGGAUAGAGAAUCAGUAGAGGAUGUGACUUGUCUGGAUGGUAAGGAAUCAACACUCCAAGGUGUUUCUGCAGAACCAAAAUUACCUGUUAUGGCCAAUGAGAUGAAUGUUGUAGAGGAUUCUUCGCAUAAAGAGUUCGAAGGUAUUAAUUUAGCACUGUCAGUUGAUUUAGAAGAUAAGGCUGUGGAGCUUUUUCCGAAUCAAUCGAAAAGCGAUGGCGAGACAGUGCAUGACGACACUUCCUCCUGUGGAGGAGGAAGUACAUCAAAAUCAUUUGGUGAAAAAAAUGACAACCCUUCAGAGGAAGCCACAUGUGACAUCGAUGGAGGUCAGCUUCCUCCCUCCAAGAUGAUAGUGAAGGAUGCCACUACAAGGUUAAUCUCCUCAGAUGUUAGAGGUACGAAUCCUGAAGACAUUGCUACUAUGGAAGAAGGCAGCCAUACCAAAAAACCUGAGAAAACUAGCAUCAUGGGACUGGUGCAUGAACAGUAUGUUUCUGAUCCUCUAACAGAGCCAAAAACUGGGGAACGAAGUCAGGCUUCUCUUUCUUAUCCAUCAUCUACAAACUGGAACAUGUUCUUAGAGGGGAGAACAGAUCCCAUGUGCAUUGCCAUUGAGGAGAAAGGAGAACAGUUGAAAGAGCAUGGCAAUGAGGGAAUUGAAGGACCAGAAUAUGAAAUUGCUGAACAAGGUCAAAUUCCUCCAUCCAAGCCACCUGUUUCUAACUUGACUGCUCCUGUGGAAGGGACAGAUCCAGUCCAAGUCGCUACUGAGAGAAGCGAUGAGUAUUCUGAAGAACCUAAGAGCAAAAGGAUCAGUGGAGGGAUAUGUGAAGACUCAAAACCGCCAGUCGAGGAGCACGAAAAACUAGAGAACAAAGGCCAAUUGGAGGAAAACAGAGAUAGAGAGGGAGAAGUAAAAAUGCAGGGUGGUGAUUAUUAUGCAGCAGCAGUGCUGACAGAGAAGGAGAAGCUGAGAGAGAUGGUGGAAAAGAGGCAAUUGGAGGUGAUUUCAGAAUUGAAUGGGAGAGUUCAAGAUUUGGAGUUCAAAUUGAAGAAGAAGAAGAAGAAGAUGAAGCAGUUGAAGGUUAGGACGCCCAGAGCUAGAGCCUCACCCUGCAAACCAAGUUAGACACAAAGUUUAGGCAACGAAUUGUCGCUUUAUAUAUAUAUCGAUGAAUGCUUUGUUUGUGUGUGUUGUAUGAAGUCCUCUCUGGCAUGGUAUUUCUGUUUCCAUUGCCAAAGGUUUCUGUAUGGUUUGUCUAAUCGUGUGCAACCACUCAUGGUUUAUAUAAAGUGGGUUUUGUCAGGCUAAAA
Amborella trichopoda is the source of this 4462-nucleotide messenger RNA. It is a transcript of the gene BAG6, whose product is annotated as BCL-2-associated athanogene 6. Gene Ontology annotation, cellular component: plasmodesma. NCBI's taxonomy places the organism in Eukaryota, Viridiplantae, Streptophyta, Magnoliopsida, Amborellales, Amborellaceae. The record is from RefSeq and is a predicted model, not a curated record. Gene Ontology annotation, molecular function: protein-folding chaperone binding. Gene Ontology annotation, biological process: protein folding.